AAGGCGGCAGCUCCAUUUCACUCUCGAUUGAGGUUCUUCAGCCCUUCCCCCAAUUCUCUGUAGUCCGAAAGGCAGAUAUGGCUUCCCUUUGCAGGUCCGCUGUAAUGGCGGGCUCAAGGUCUUUAGCUGCGCGUUCCAGAACAUUAGCUCAGAAGCCCAUCUUCUCGUCCUCUCCUUUCGCUUCUCCUUCCCCGACCCGAGUCGUCCGAAGCGCUUCAAGGGUUGUUUCAGCUAUCGGGAGCGUAGAUUCGUUGUUACCUUUUCAUAGUGCCACGGCCAAUGCGCGGCUUAUAUCCAGUAUUGCUGCUGAUUCCUCUUGCUGGAGCUUACUUUCUGAAGGCCUUGCAACACCUUUAUGACAUCUGUGCUGGAUAAGGAAUUGCCAAAAGGAGUUUGCAACACCAUUAUGACCACCUUGGAACUGAUCUCUUAGGAAGGACGAACACUUACUUCAGUUUUUGCUUCUUUUGUAAGUCUCGCGUGUUCACUGACCUUUUCUUUUCCAUCUGUACUUGGCUUUGCUACUCCAUCCGGGAUGAGAGCUUCCGUUCCUUUUGGAUGAUCAAACGAUUGUUAGUGUGAUUUAUGGAAUCUUGUAAUAAUGGUGUUUCCUUUUCAUUUGACUUGUUGAAUGAUGCUUCGACUAGCUAUGCAGUUCCUUAGCUAGAAGCCAUAGCCUCCCUUGGUACCUCUUAAGUGAACUCUUAGGUCCAAAUUCCGAUGAUGAGUUACUUUGUCAAGUUUAUGAGUAUAAUCGUCUGUUUUCCUCCCCUAAUUGUCUUGAUGGAGAUAAAUUCUGGAUGCUAAACCACGAAUUGUGUAAAUCUGCAGGUGCCGUGAUUUCUUUGUAAUUUGGG
Molecule: messenger RNA, 857 nt
Organism: Linum tenue
Lineage: Eukaryota; Viridiplantae; Streptophyta; Magnoliopsida; Malpighiales; Linaceae
Source: the annotation of a GenBank genome assembly